UUUCCGGGCCAGUUAAAUAGAAAAGAUCAGGACAGGGAACAUUAUUCCGGCCAAAUCAGGGCCUGUAUACGGGUUCCCGUUGGGGUUUUCCACCCCCACCGGCAAGGCGCCAACGCGUCCCUCCUCCCCGGAUCACAGCAUCGACGACGCCCAGUCGCCUGCCCUUCUGCUCGCAUACACCACCAUUCUCCAUCCAAAACCUUGUAAAACCCAUUAUAGAUAUAACCCUUUGCAGCUCUUGCCGUUGCAGUAGCUUUAAUUUGUUGUUGAAUGUACUGAGAUUUUAUUCUCUCCGCGCCAGUACCGCGGUCGCGUUUGGUCGAGGUGGAUUUGUCGGGGAGAUAUGGACGCUUUAGACUUCCAAGUCAUCGACUCGAAUAGCGGCUUGAGUUGAGACAGAAGACGAGACAGACUGCACAUGGCAAAGCGCGUUUACGAACUCUGGAAAGGAAGCAAUGUUGUUUUAUGGAACUGUGGAUGGGUAUGCUUAUAACAUAUUACAAAGAGAGGGAAUACACUGUGUAGACUGUGUAGUUCUAUACGUAGAGGCAGAAGUUUUUUCUUGGCGGAAGGUUGAUAUUUGGACCUGAUGCGAGGUCAUUGCUCAUCACUUUACUUCUAGUCAUUGUGCCUGUUGCUAUUUUUUGCGUCUUUGUGGCAAUACAUCUUCGGCAUCAGUUUUCACCUCACAAUGCUGGAUAUGCUGUCAUAGUGGCACCAAUUGUCUUUGCCAUUAAUGUCUUGGCGUUACUUUUGCUUACAUCGGCACGUGAUCCCGGAAUUGUUCCACGUAAUGCACAUCCGCCGGAGGAAGAGUAUCGUUAUGACACAUCAGCACCAGCAGAUAAUGGGGGAAGGCAAACACCCAGCCUCCAGCUUCCUCGAACAAAGGAAGUAAUGGUUAAUGGAAUUCCAGUAAGGGUUAAAUAUUGUGAUACCUGCAUGCUCUAUCGCCCCCCUCGCUGCUCUCAUUGCUCUAUUUGUGACAAUUGCGUGGAGCGUUUUGAUCAUCAUUGUCCAUGGGUGGGGCAAUGCAUAGGAUUGCGCAACUACCGUUUCUUCUUUUGUUUUGUUUCGUCUGCGACACUUCUCUGCAUCUAUGUGUUUGCCAUGUGUGCUUUCUAUAUUAAGGUAGUGAUGGAUGAUAAUAGAAGCACAGUGUGGAGGGCAAUCAAAGAAUCUCCAACAUCAGUAGUUCUAAUGGCUUACUGCUUUAUUUCCUUGUGGUUUGUUGGUGGACUCACUGGCUUCCAUUCCUUCCUCAUCCUCACCAAUCAGUAAAAAUCCGACAAGCAUUAUACUGUGGUGUCUAUGGAAGAUUGGAAGAAUGGUUUAAAUGGGGAAGGCUUUGGAGGCUGCUACAGUUUAUAUCUUGAAAUACGACUUAUGAAAACUUCAGAUAUAGAGCAGACAACAGGGCCAACGUUUAUGACCGUGGCUGUUUGUACAACGUGUAUGAAGUGUUUUGCACAGAAGUAAAGCCAUCCCGGAACAACUUUAGGGCUUUUGUGCAAGAGGAGGGGGAGACACAACAAAGGCUUCCUCCUCUUCCUGUGCUGCCUACAACAGCUGAGCGGGAAGAUGAAGAAGUAGAGGGAACAGAUCGGCGUGUAAAGGUAGAAGAAGAUGAUCUGGGCAUUGGUGGGGACCUCUUGAGGAUCUCACAGCGUCAUGAUAUUGAAGAAGACAUAAUUGAUAUACGGAGUAGAGGAGGGAGCGAUGGCGCCCCACCACACAACUCUUUUUAUGAGGCUGAUGAUUCUGCUGCAUUUGGCGGUGCAUCUUUCCUCCCUAAACCAUGUAGGGGAAGAAGUGGUGGGAGCUGGGAAGAAAGGGAAGCUGUGCCCACACCUUCAGUGGACGAGGCAUAGCAUGUCAAUGACAAGUACCUUGUACAGUCCUAAUGAAUCACAGAUGCUACAUUAAUGUAUUUUUUUGGUCGCAGCAAAUGGGCCGUCUGAUGAUUCCAUUAACAGGUACUGUAUCAAACUAAGAAUGUGUUAGAUGCUUUCUUACUUUCUAAGGUAUUGAUAAGGGAAAAGAUCUGAACUUGUUGAAUUACAGGAAGCUCUUCCUUCCUUGAUAAAAUGGAGAAAAAUUCGGAGUAAUUCCUAAAAGACUAAAGUGAGAGCAGAAG
Molecule: messenger RNA, 2137 nt
Organism: Cuscuta europaea
Lineage: Eukaryota; Viridiplantae; Streptophyta; Magnoliopsida; Solanales; Convolvulaceae
Source: the annotation of a GenBank genome assembly